AUGUCUCCGAAAAAACACAACAAAAGAGAAAUAGUAAAGCCCAGCGCUCCUCUUUGCGAUCAAGAGGACAAUAUUCAACUACAGAAGAUGUGCUUGGAAGAAAUGGAUGAGAAAAAUCUCAGGGAGAAUCACAACACGACACCCGCCCCAGCCAGAGUACAUCUAUUACGUCUGGCAAAGUUUUUUGAACAACGAGCGGAGAUUAUGUGCCUGAGAGAAGAAUAUGAGAGAAGGACUGCUGAAGUACAUAGAUUGUUCAGCCAGCUUGUUGAAAAGGAAGAUAUUCAAAAGGAGAAAGAAAUGGAAGUCCUAGACAUGCGCGGAAGGAUCUUUGAGCUCCAAGCAAAGCUUAAUAAAGCUCAAGAAAAACCAACAGAAGAAGUCCUCCAACAGAAGAAAAACGAGCAGGACAAGGACAAAAAGAUUCAGGAGCUGCAAGUAAAGCUUGACGAAGCUUUGCAAAAAAAUAAAGAAAUCCUCCAAGAGAAGAAACAACUGGUCAUAAAACUCCAAGGCACAGAGAUAAAUCACAAAGUGCUGAAAGGAAGGGUUGAGUUUCUUCAAAAGAAAGGGCAACAGACCAUGAAACAGGAAGAUACGGAUUGCAAGCUUCAGGACAUGGAGAAACACAACAAAGGCUUGCAAAUAAAGCUCGAUGAAGCUCUGCAAAAAAAUAAAGAACUCCUCCAAGAAAAAGAGCAAAUGGACGUAAAGCAGCGCAAACUCCAAGGCAUGGAGGAAAAGUACAAAGCGCUUCAGGCAAGGCAUGAUAAAACACUGAACAAGAAUAAAGAGUUGCUUCAAGAAAAAAAGCAACAAGAAAUUAAACAGAAAGAAAUGGACUGCAAGCUUGAAGACGUGGAGGAAAAAUACACAGCGCUGAAAAUAAAGUUCGAUAAAACAGUGCAAAGAAAUAAGGAUUUCAAACAAGAGAAAGAACAGCAAGAUAUGAAAGAGAAAGAUCUGGAUUGCAACCUUCAGAACAUCAAGAAACACAACAAAGGUUUGCAAGUAAUGCUUGAUGAAGCUCUGCAAAAAAAAUAAAGAAAUCCUUGAAGAGAAAGAAAAGCUGGACAUAAAGCAGAGAGACAUGCAGUGCCAACUCCAAGGCAUGCAGGAAAAAUACGGAGCGCAGCAGGUAAAGCUUGAUGAAACACUGCAGAAAUAUCAAGAGCUGCUUCAAGACAAAGAAC
Oreochromis aureus is the source of this 1193-nucleotide messenger RNA. RefSeq names its product putative protein tag-278. The record is from RefSeq and is a predicted model, not a curated record. The transcript has a single exon. NCBI's taxonomy places the organism in Eukaryota, Metazoa, Chordata, Actinopteri, Cichliformes, Cichlidae. Bases 1 to 1044 code for a protein of 347 amino acids.